Trachemys scripta elegans is the source of this 4735-nucleotide messenger RNA. RefSeq names its product DDB1 and CUL4 associated factor 4 (gene DCAF4). Gene Ontology annotation, molecular function: protein binding. Gene Ontology annotation, cellular component: Cul4-RING E3 ubiquitin ligase complex. Bases 156 to 1673 code for a protein of 505 amino acids. The record is from RefSeq and is a predicted model, not a curated record. NCBI's taxonomy places the organism in Eukaryota, Metazoa, Chordata, Testudines, Emydidae. The transcript has 14 exons.
CACCCACCCCAGCGAGUGAUCACCUGAGGUCUGACCCUUUGCUCUCUUGGCCGUAUUGGCGAACAGUAUGUCAUAUGAUAGAUACUGUUAAGAACCAAUCAGAAGCCUACAACAAUGACAGUUGAACCAGUGAGCGGGCUGGGAGCGUGUGAGGAAUGAAGAGAAACAAUUGGAGAAGUAAAGAAAAGGAGGGGUGGAGCAAUCGCAGACAAACCCACCAUCCCAACCACUACAGAAGACCCAACCAUUGUAGCUUUACUGAAAGGUGUGAACAAGAGGAACCAUGGAACUCACUGAAUGCAGACACCAGCAACAGCGGAUCCUCUUCUGAAGUAUGUCCUAGCUCUCCAGUGCCUGAACUACCAGGAUUUUACUAUGACCCUGAAAAGAACCGCUAUUUCCGCCUGCUCCCUGGACAUAAUAACUACAACCCUCUCACCAAAGAGAGUCUCCAGUACAAAGAGAUGGAGUACAAGAGACUGAAGCUCUUAGAAGAGGAGGAAAUGCAAAAGAAGAAAACAUCCAGAGCUGGAUUGAACUCAUCACUUGUCUUACGCAAGAGGCAGUUAGGGUUACUCAGCUCCACCAAUUAUUGCAGAUUGGUCCACGAAUUAAAGGUGAACUGCAUGCAGAGGAGGAAGGUAGAGAUUCGGAGCCCAGAUUCCUCAGUUACUGGAACCAACAAUUUUAAACUAAUAGUGGCAGACACAGCUUGUGAGCGGAUAUUCACUGUGAAUGAUGUAGAACAUGGAGGGUGUAAAUAUGGUAUCAUCAACCUCAGUGGCUUAGGGAAGGACUCUCUCACGGUGGAGAUGUAUGACAACCUGUACUUCACAAACCGCAAGGUGAAUUCUGUGUGCUGGGCAUCGCUGACUCAUCAAGAUUCCCAUGUUUUGUUGUGCCUCAUGGGGAUUGCAGAAACUCCAGGCUGUGCCAGUCUGCUUCCAGCAUCCUUAUUCAGCAACUCUAACCCAGGAGAUCAGCCUGGAAUGCUGUGCAGCUUCAAGAUUUCUACUGCCUGGUCCUGUGCUUGGUGCCUGAACCCCCAGGCUGAUAACUGCUUCAGCACAGGGCUGAUGCGACGAGUCCUUGUGACCAAUGCAAUGACUGGUCAUCGGCAGACAUUUGGAACAAGCAGUGAUGUACUGGCACAACAGUUUGCUACCCAGACUCCAGUGCUGUACAAUGGCUGCCGUUCAGGGGAGGUUUUCAGCAUUGACAUUCGUCAGCGCAGCCGGAGGGGCCACAGCUGGAAAGCUGUCCGUCUCUUCCAUGACUCAGCAGUCACAUCUGUGCGCCUUCUCCAAGCUGAGUACUAUCUUAUGGCAGCAGACAUGGCUGGAAAGAUAAAGCUAUGGGACCUGAGAGCAGUGAAGUGUGUGAAACAGUAUGAUGGCCAUCAUAACGAAUAUGCUACUCUCCCUCUGCAAAUAAAUGAGGAGGAAGGGCUUGUUACAGCAGUUGGUCAGGAUUGUUACACAAGAAUUUGGAGUCUCCAAGAUGCCCAUCUGCUCAGAAUGAUUCCCUCUCCACACCCAUCCUCCAGGGACUCCAUCCCCAGUGUGGUGUUCUCUUCGAGACUCGGAGGCAGACGAGGAGUUCCUGGCCUCCUCAUGGCAGUCAAGCAGGAUCUCUACCACUUCUCUUACAACUCAGAUAAUCCAUGUCCCUAGACCGGGUAUACGGAUCUUCCAGCCCCCCUGCGUGACUCAAGAGACAACUGUUAGGUGUGGCCUCUUAUUGUCACCAUUGCAUUGACUCAAGCUGUGGUGCUGCCCUGCCUGCUCUGUCUGUGGAGUUUUGAACUUCGCCCAGCAGGCUCAGCAACUUUCUACUGUAUCUGCUCUAAAACUACCAGGCAGUUGUAAAUAAAAGUAACGAACUGUUCCUACAGAGUACAUGUUUUUUUAAUUCAGCUGAGAGUUUGGAAAGAAGGAUCAUUUGUGGGAUCUGACUUUCAGCCAGUAGCUGAAACUCAUUGGCAAAAGUUGAAUAGGAAAAGCUAACUGUUCCACUGACUCUCCAAUAAGGGGGAGACAUGAAAAGGAAAUGAGAGGAGAGCACCCCAGACAGCCCAAUAAGUAAGGCUGCUCUAUAAUACCAGACAGAGACUGGUUAAAACUGGAACAGUCAGGCUUCCAGGAACACAAGCAACCUCAGAGAUUACAGUGAACGUAUUUAAUAUAAGGAGUUCUUUUCAUCUCACAGGGCUCCAUACUCACUGACAUUGUGUAGCGUCUUUCUAGGCCUAGUCACUUUGCCUCUGAGCCCCCCCUCUUUCUACUCCCCAUCCCCUUUGAUGCUCUCUGCAUUCUCCCAACACAGCAUGCUGUCCCCCCUUUUCUAUGCCAUUGUAUCUUUGUCUUCAAACGUCUUAUUCAUACCACCACUUAUUGCUGAAAUACAAAACUCUGUCCCUGCUAGAACAGUGAAACAUUAAGGAGAGUGCUUCCUUUACUGGAAAAAAGUCACUCAGCGGGAAAGUUGUGUCUGGACAAAUGCCAGUGAAUAAUAUAUGUACAGUUUUUUAUGCUAAAACGGACUCAAAUUAACUUUACAGAACAAAUAAGUAGGCUAAUUCCUUCAGUUACUAAUUCUUGGUCUGUUUGUGGCUGUUCGUUGAGAAUAUUUGCAGUUUGCAAUUCAUGUUUUGUUUGGUUAUAUACUUAAAUCAUUGAGAUUUUUUUUUGUUUUUCAGUUGGAUUGAGUAAAUGAUUUCCAUAUCCAGUACAACUUGGUACGAAUAGUGACUGUUACCAUGUACUGUUCAAUUGAGAAUUGGUUUUUGGAGUAUUUGAAGUUUAAAAUGUCUUUUGUAGAGGCAUUUCUGCUAGUAGCCCCUGAGCUGCUUGAACGUUUGUCGAAAGCAAAAUAAACAGGGGGUUAGGAACUCCAUUGAAUCAAAAUUCAUUCUUGAAUUUAAAGCAGUACAUUUAGAACCCCCUCCCCCACUGUUCUCCCAGCUGUAGUCAAGACCCUCACCCUAGAUAGGAUAAUGAUCCUGGAUUAUUUGUGUACCAUUGAUGUGGGAACACCAGCUAAAACAAGUGUGGCAGGAAGGCAUCUUGUUUUUUUUCUAGUGCUUUCUUCACUCCCCUUCAGCAAAGCCCAUUAAAUGCAAGAAGCUCAGCUGCUGUGCCUGCUGUUUCCAUGAGCUAAGCAUUCAUAAUGAGCCCCCGCACACACAUUCAUCCCCACCCCCGCCAAAGUCCCUCCAGCUAAGGCUUCUAAUUAAGCUUGUGAUGGGGGUACAAAAGAAGAGCUGGGAGUGCAGGCCGUGGCCAAGGGCACUGGAAUAACCUCUUUUGAGCAGCCAGUAGGUAAGGCAGCUAGAAAAAAAAAGGUCCUAAUGUCCUCCUCCUGCAUUCUCAAAAUAACCUACUUUCUCUACCCUGAUGUCCCAGCAGAAGGACUGUGGUCUAGCAGGAAAUGCCAGACUGGACCUGGUUCAGUCUCCGUCGGUCAGUAAGGCAUGCUUGUUUACUCGCUCCUAUGUAAAGCCCUGCAAAUCCGCAGAUAAUCCGCAGACCAUUUUUGUGGAUCGCAGAUGGAUGCAGAUUCAAAUUUUGUAUCUGCGCAGGGCUCUACUCAUACGGAGGAAGAUGGGGAAAUUUUUAAGCUCUGCUUCUCAAACACCUGUUUGCCCAAGGACUAAGCCUAUUAGCCCUCAUGAAAAAUACUUGCACUGCCAGGCUUUCAAAACCACACACAUUUAACUUCAAGUGGCUCUCUUCAUUUGCCUAAUGGAAGUCUAGUGAUCAGCUCAAGCUCAACAUGGCUAAAACGGAGCUCUAAAUCUUCCCUUCCCACUAUUCCCUUUCUCAAUUCCUGUGGAUAUCACUGUCACCCUGCCUGUCAUUCUGGCCUGUAGGUAGCCUCUCUCUAGGUUCUCAUAUCCAGCCUACAUCUAAAUUCUGCAGAUUCCUUCCACACAUCUCCUCUCAAGUACAGCCUUUUCUAUCCAUCCACAGAGCUAAAACUCUUGUCCAGGCUUUCAUAUUGCAUCUUUAUUACUGAAACAUUCUUCUCCCUGGCUUGACCAAUGCAGUCUUGCCCCUCUCAUUACCAUUCAAUAUGCUGCUGCAAAGAUACUUUUCCUAGCCUGUCGCUUUGACCUUGUUACCCCUCUCUUUGCAUCCCUACACUUGCUCCCCCUUCCCUAUUGCAUUCUAUUUUAUAUAGGUUCUGAGACUGCAUCAAACACAAGCUGCUUGUCUUCACUUUAAAAGCCCUUCAUUUUCUAUGCCCGCCCCUACCAAUCAUCUCUCAUUGCUAUUGAGCUGUUAGUGCUCACCUCUGAUUGGCCCAUCAUCAUGCCACUCUCCAUUGCCCACUCAACUUUUCAAACAAGCACUUUUAUGCUUUCUCCCAUGCUGCCUCUCACGCUCUGGAGGGGCUUCCUGUAAACAGCCUCAAAGCUACUUCAUGAUGGUCUUACAAACCCUCCUUUGCCAGGAUGCCUGCAAAAAACUUGACAGUAGUUAGGCUGCUGAUGUGCUGAGAGACCACAGCCUAUGGUGCUGGCCGUCGUCCCAGUGUUUCCUUGUGCUCCCUUGUCUGGCUGUAUAUGUGCAUUAUCUUUUGUCUUGUAUUGUACUUAGAUUGUAAGCUCUUUGGGGCAGCAGCUGUCUUUGUGUUGUGUGUUUGUACAGCACCUAGCCCAACGUGCAAGACUGGGGCUCCUAGGUGCUAUGGUAAUAUUAAUAAAUCAAGGCUUUCUCCAGCCACAAUUAAA